GACGUUUUCCGCAACGAAGGCAAUCGUCUUUACCGAGAGCGGAAGCUGGAGCAGGCGCUGCUGGCGUACAACUACAGCAUUCUGGCGGCGCCCUUCCCGAACCAAGCAGCUGAGGCCACUCCUACUAUCAAUAUUCCUGAGCAGGAAAGCCUAGCCCUGGCAUAUGCUAAUCGCUCUGCUGUUUUGUACGAAAUGGGUCAGUACGAAUCAGCACUUGCAGACGUCCAACGGGCCUUCAUUUACGGAUAUCCGCCUGCCAGGAAGCAUCGUCUACAUGAACGCCAAGUUAAGUGCCUUCAAGCACUCGGUAAAUUUCAGGAAGCAAAAACUAUCCUCGAGGAAACUAUUAAUGCACUCUCUGCCUUAUCUUUAACUGACAAGGAGGCGGCAACCGCGAAGAGUUCACUCACCACACUGCAAGCCAAGUGUGAGAGUAACUCUUCCCCAGUGUCGUCCCCACACCAGUAUGAACGAGUGUUAUACACAGGACCUGAGCGACCUCCUCCAGUGUCCUGCCCUCGACCUGACUUACCCUGCCUCAGCGACGCCCUCAGGAUUCACUACACGCCCAUCCGUGGUAGACAUCUAGUGGCUAACAGGGAUAUUCAGCCAGGAGAGGUGUUGGUGGUAGAGUCGGCCCUGGGAGCCGUGGUCAAGCUGGACGCCACUCUCAGGACUCACUGUUCUUAUUGCCUGCGUCGUUCUCCCAUCCCUCUGCCAUGUCCCACCUGCUCCCUGGUCGUGUUCUGCAGUGAAAGCUGUCGUAAUGCAGGUGUUGGGGGAGGGCACGGAGCAGAGUGCAGUGUACUAGCAGUGCUGGUAGCCCUGCAACUGGACCCUGCGGCAUCCCUUGCUCUCAGGGUCCUCGCCUCCACUACUCUCACAGACCUUCGUAACAGUCUGGUUAGCCUCCAGCGUGAAGGUUGUAGUGGAGGCUCACGGCCUAUGAUGCAAGUUGUGCAUGACUACCGUGCCUUAUACCACUUGGAAGGACAUGCCACAGCCCGUCCAGAGAGUCAGCUACAGGAAACAGCUGCUAUUGCUUGUGUUUUAACACACAUCCUUAUUGAACAAUGUCCUAGUUUCUUGAAAGGCCAAGAUGGUCAUCCAGUCAUGGUCUCUCAAGAUGAUAUUGUGCUAGUGGGAGGGCAAAUAAUGCGACUAAUUUUGGGUCUGGAGUGCAAUGUCCAUGGAACGAAAGAAAUUGUAAUUGGGGAUGAGGGAGAAGAAAGUAACAUUGGAAAGACUCGAGGACAAGAAGUGGGUUGGUCUGUAUAUUCAGCUCUAAGCCUGGUAAACCAUUCGUGCGUCCCCAACACCCUGACAACCUCCCUGGGUAGUACAAAGUUCCUGUACAGUGUAAGCAUCAUCCCACAGGGAGCAGAGAUCACAGACAGUUAUGGUGAACGAUACGUUAGUCAUGGACGUACAGAGAGACGUGCAGCACUUCAGCAGCAUUACUACUUCUGCUGCAGCUGUGCUGCCUGUCAAGCAGACUGGCCGCUCUUCCAUGAGUUGCCUAUGAAGCCAAGUUUGAGGUGUCCCUCGUGCUUCCAAGCACUCAGUGGCUUCACCUGUCAUCUGUGUGAACUGGUAUGCACAACAGAUGUCACAACCAAGACGGGUGUCCAGCUCUAUGACGCACCUAAAACUCAAGUACAGAUGAAUAAAUGUUGGGCUGAGUAUAUAAAGGCUUCGGCCCAGAUCAGCCAGGGCAAGGUCUCUCCCAGCUUAAUGGCCAUAGUUGUGAAUCUGUUGAUAUUACUGGAUAAAUACACCGUUCAUCCCAACCAGGCAUAUGUAAGUGCCCAAGAAACAUUGAUGACUUGCUUUGACCUGAUGGGUUCUGUUCACCUUGUGACCAAGGCCACGCCCAAGUAGUGGGUGACCAGCUACUUUAUACACUUAUCAAGUAAAUCAUUUCACUUACUCAGAUUUGAUCAUUUUAGUUCAGUAGUAAAAUUUAACAUUGGCCAUAAAAUGUUCGUCCACGGUAGGCUUCAUAUCACUAUUUCAUAAUUCAACCCAUCUUCACGACAAUCUGUACAUUCUGAACCUCGGUAUUUUUCAUUCUUUUUAAAAGUUUAGGACAGAUUAUUUUAUUCGGAUUAUUAACCAGAAGUGUUAGUAAUACUACUAGUCGUCUUUCCUCCACUACUGGUUAUGGGGAAUGGUACAGUACUUGUAUGACUGCUUUGGGCAGCUUACCUGGUCAACUUAGAUUAUCAUUAUUAUAAUCAAAAAGAAGCGCUAAGCCACAAGGGCUAUACAGCUGGUCAACUUAGAGACUCCUUGCACCAGUGUAAGGACUGUCAGGUCAUCCCGACAGCUGAGUAUCUGUUGAUGGGUUACCUCAGUCAUCAGAGCUUGCCUAGUGAGGGGCAGCUGCUGGAAGAGGAUGGGAGGGGGGAAAGAGGUAGCUGCCUCCAUCCUGAAUUAUGUUAAUAUUAAAGAAAAACAACCAUUUUGAUGUCAAGCUCAGAGUCAUGUCUUGCCACCUCGUUCCCUUUCUGAAAGCUCCAGCAGACGUCAGUGGUGAGCACUUUCAUUAGGUAUCCUCGAUGGCGAACUUUGCAGUGGGUGCCUGGAUGUUUUUUCUAAAGUUAUAACUUAAGAACAGCUCAUCUGACCAGCUUUAAAUUCUCAACACUUUUGUAAUGUACGAGGGACAAAGUUCGUUCAAUUAUUGGUAUGCAGCUGCCAAGCAUUGCAUAGCUCAUUCCAAGAUUUAGAAUGUGUCCAGAAAUGUUAAAAAAAACACUGCUCCUUGGCUUCAAAUAUUCAACACUGGUGUGUCUUACUCGAAGUGUUCAAAGUGAUGAUUAUUGAAGCUUGUGAGUGCACAACUGAUUUUUUUUACCUAUUAAUUCACGUUAAAUAUGAGUAUACCUCUUUUGAAUGGCUUUAAUCUUUUUUUAGGGGGUGGGGGCUGAUGUAUAUUAUAGACAGGAUUGUACCCAAUAAGUGUAUUUUGUGUAGGUGCAAAAUUAUCAAUAUGUAAUAUGGUUAAAAUACUUGGAAUUAUUGGAAUCAGUGAUAACUGUAUAAUAACUCUUUUGGUCGGUCGUAACUUUUCAAUAUUUUUUUUUGCCUGAACAGAAUUUUAUUAUUAAAUAAAUUCCUCUUCUCAUCGGCUUCUAAUCUUUAAUACUGACGUAUCUGAUAUGUAUAAUACUGCAUAAGUUUAAAAUGUGUGGCUGCAAAUUUGCCUGUAUACAAAUAUGAUUAAGAUCCAAAGAAUCAUUGGAUUUCAGUCAAUAACUGGAGACUUAUCUGGUUCACUUCGAAUUGAGUAUUAGUUUUAUUUGCAGGGUAUUUUAGUGACUCCUUUGUGCUAAUUCCAUAAUUAAUAGAUUAGAGUAAUUAUACUUACUGUACUCUUCUGGACCAUUUAGAAAUUUGACUCGAGCUAAAAAAAAAAAAAAAAAAAGUAAUAUUAGACAGCUUUAAAACACUUCACAUCUCCACCAUGUUAAUUUUUAUACAUUUUCUCUAGCCGUUUGGCAGAUAUUAAUUUGAGAAGUUGAGCAUGCACAGUGGCCUGGAAGUUGAAUAGGCACGGUGGCCUGGAAGUUAAGCAGGGUGGUGGCCCGGAAGUUGAGUAGGCACGGUGGUCCAGAAGUUGAGCAGGCACGGUGGCCUGGAAGUUGAGCAGGCAUGGUGGUCUGGAAGUUGAAUAGGCACGGUGGCCGGGAAGUUAAGCAGGCGUGGUGGCCCGGAAGUUGAGCAGUCAUGGUGGCCCGAAGUUGAGUAGGCACGGUGGUCCAGAAGUUAAGCAGGCACGGUGGCCCGGAAGUUGAGAAGGCACGGUGGUCCAGAAGUUAAGCAGGCACGGUGGCCUGAAGUUGAGCAGGCACGGUGGUCCAGAAGUUGAGCAGGCACGGUGGCCAGGAAGUUGAGCAAGCAUGGUGGCCUGGAAGUUAAGCAGGCACGGUGGCCCAGAAGUUGAGCAGGCACAGUGGAGCUUCAGUCAGCAGGUAGCAACAAUCAUCUUUGGUAAGAGAAUAGGAUACGUGACUCACUCCUAGACACCACACAAAGAAACAUCCAUCACCAUUCUGGGAGGACUGCCAGGUAACACUAUCAGUUCACCACACCUUUGAUUGUUUGUCCGAAAUGCUCCUCAUAACUAUGGGCUUUCAACAUGCAAUCAAGUAUCGCCCAUUUCUGUAUAAACAGGAUUCACUUUUGGCUUCUACACCGUCUUAUAACACACACUGACCUCCUCACUAAAAGUCCCACCUUUACUGCAAACUCUGACUUUUUAUGAGUUGUUUGAAUCAGCUGUUGCACCAACUGAUUCAAAUUUUACUCUUGCACCAACUCUCACUUCCACUAACCCCUACUACCCUCAUACAUCUCCACCCCCUCACUAUUUCCUUUACACAUUCCUACUUCCACACAUCCCUUCUAGCAGCACUGUAUUACCCUUACGGGUUUAGUUUGUUUACUACUAUUAUUAUUAUUAUUAUUAUUAUCAGUGGUGAGUAAAUGCAAGUUGCAACUCUAUGGGAAUCCCCUGCCAGGUAUCUCAAAUUAUUUUAAUAAUAGUCUUUAUUUCUAUAAGUACAUGUACAAGGUAUACAGGCCUUGCGGACAUCAGUGGCAUACUACUACUAGUAUAUAGAAAGCCCCUUAUGCAGAUCAUUUCAGGAAAAUUAGGUCAAUUUUGUCCCCAGGAUGUGACCCACACCAGUCAUCUAAUACCCAGGUACCCAUUUUACUGAUAGGUGAACACGGGCAGCAGGUAUCUUAAGGAAACAUCCUGAUGUUUCCACCUGUACUGGAAAUCAAUCCCCGGACCUCAGUGUGUGAGCCAAGUGCACUAGCAAUCGAGCUAUGGGACACCUUUUUUUUUUUUUUUUAAUAGUAGUAAUAAUAUAAUAUAUCUAUUUCUACAAGUACAUGUACAAGGUAUACAGGCCUAGCUGACAUCAGUGACAUACUACUAUAUAGAAAGCCACUUGUUAUGCUGAGCAUUUCGAGCAAAUUAGGUCAGUUUUGUCCUAGGAUGCGACCCACACCAGUCGAUUAACACUCGUGUACCUAUUUCAUACUGAUGGGUGAGCCAUGGAAAGCAGGUGUCUUAUGGAAACACGUCCCUAAUGUUUUCCAUCCAUACCGGAGAUUCGAACUCCGGACCUCAGUGUGAGAGCUGAGUGCGCUAGCAAUCGAGCUAUGGGACACCACGGUGCCAAGAGGAAGCAUAUGACUGAAUGCUGAGUAGAAACUUGAACUAACAGAGAAGGUGGAGUAUGGUGUCUCAGUGGCAUGGGUGAGUGAGGAAUAUGGUGUUAAGAAAGUAUCUAAUGUCUGUAUUACCACUAAACAACACUGCAAAUUAAAUCUCAUCUCUCAACCAUAAAAAAGGUAAGUGAAAUUACUGUAAAUCACUGCAAUGCACUGUACGAACUGUAUUAACAUUACAAUCAAAACUAAGUGCUAAACCUACAAGGGCCAUACUGCACUGAUUGUACUGUACAUGUAUGAUAGUAUUGUACUUUCAACUCUUUUUAUUUACAGUACUCUGUAUAGCCCUUGUGGCUUAGCGCUUCUUUUUGAUUAUAAUAAUAAUAUUUACAGUACAGUACUGCACAGGUUUACAUUAUUAUAUUCAUAACAAGCUAAACCCUUAAGGGUCAUACAGCGCUACACACAGGUUUAUAGAUUACGAUGCACCGAGUUUGCUGUUUUCAGCCUUUAUCAUUUUGUCACAAUCAUGAAAAAUAAAAUUCAUAAUUUGGAAUCUAUGGACAAUCAGAAUUAACACCACUCCCCUUCUCCUGUUUCUCUUCUAAAUUAAGGGUUCUCAUUUUCACCUCUCAAGGAAGGUUCCUUGAUAUUGGUGAGGGGCUCUUAAUCCUCCCAUUCCACAGGUUGUAUGGCCCCUAUGGAUUUAGCACUUCCCCUUCAAUAUAAUGCAUCAUUAAGCACAAAGCCUGUAUGGGUCAUUCAGCACUGCAGGUAGGGAUGUGAGAGGACAGAAGUGUGCAAAGGUUAGGGAUGUGCUCUUCCCUUGGCAGAAGAUGUAACUGGUGGGGAAGCACAGACUGGACGAAGAAGAAAGGGUGCAGAUGUAACUAAUGAGACUGCAGGGAUUUCUUGUAUUUAGUAAAUCUAGUUCUCCAUGGGGAAGUGGAACCGAAUUCUUCCUCUGUAAGCGAUGUGUGUCGUAAGAGGCAACUAAAAAUGCCGGGAGCAAGGAGCUAGUAACCCCUUCUCCUGUAUACAUUGCUAAAUUUAAAAAGUGAAACUUUCGUUUUUCUUUUUGGGUCACCCUGCCUCGGUGGAAUAUUGCCGGUUUGUUGAAAGAAGAUAAAUCUAGUAGGAGCCUGAAUAACAGAUCCACUUCAGUGGGACAUGAAAAUACUAGUCAUAAUUAACAAGCCAUGUUUACUGAGUAUGAAGACUGUACAUUGUAUACAUUAGAAAUAUAAUUACAUCAGUUACUUGAGCAGUACAUUAAGAUGGAUUAUAUUUUUAAAUCACAUGUUAGGAAGACUAUCAUUACUUAUACUUGCUGUCUACACAGGAUUUCAAAUAAAGCUAUACAGAAAAAAAAAUAACAUUAAACCUAAAACUAGAGAAAAGCCUCUAACAAAUACUACAGCCAAGCAGCAGUCUUGCAAAAUAAAUAAUCAGUACAUUCACAUACAUUUGUCAAGUUAUUGAGCAUCAGUGAUAAAAAAAAAAAGGGCAAUACAGUGGAACCCCGAGUUUUGGCCGUAAUCCGUUCCAGGGGCUAGGCCUAAACUCAAAACGGCCGAGAGGCGAAGCAAUAUUUCCAAUAAGAAAUAAUGUCAUUACAAUUAAAAAAAAAAAAAAAAAAAACAAUUAAUCCGUUCCAGAUCCAUAAAAAUAUUCACAAAAAAUACAUUUUUUAAAGAAUAACUAUAGUUUAACAUGUAUAUAGUACUUAAAACAUUUUUUUUUUUUUUUUUUUUUUCAACAAGUCGGCCGUCUCCCACCGAGGCAGGGUGACCCAAAAAAGAAAGAAAAUCCCCAAAAAGAAAAUACUUUCAUCAUCAUUCAACACUUUCACCACACUCGCACAUUAUCACUGUUUUUGCAGAGGUGCUCAGAAUACAACAGUCUAGAAGCAUAAACAUAUAAAGAUACACAACAUAUCCCUCCAAACUGCCAAUAUCCCAAACCCCUCCUUUAAAGUGCAGGCAUUGUACUUCCCAUUUCCAGGACUCAAGUCCGACUAUAUGAAAAUAAAACAUACAUAUAGUAUUAAAUGAGUAAUACAAUACAUAAACAUUUAAAAUCACAUUUACCUACCUUUAUUGAAGACUCUUAUUGGCAUCUAGAAGAUAGGGAGGACUUAUUAUUGCCUCCACCACUGCCUCACUGCCACUAUGAAGUUUCUUUGGGCCCAUGGUGGCUUAUUUCACAGUCACAAUCAAUAAACAAACACUAAACACAAUGAAUUUAUUGUGAAAUGUUCGGAUGAGCGUGCAGGGUAAUGUUCACUCAAGGAUAAACAAAGCUAGACUGGCUCACUAUGCCUGUGUGGGGAGGUGCGAACAGGUCUGGUACUCUGACAAACACAGGGCAAUGGCCGAAACUUGGGACAAAAUGCGGUCGAAACUCGAAGCAGCCGAUGCUCGGGGCUCCACUGUAUUUAGUAUACAGGCAUAUACAUUACUUAGUCUUGAAACCCAAUGAUUCUCCUCACAAUUUGUAUCCAAAAUUAUGAUUAUUAAAAAUUUCAUGUUGAA
Molecule: messenger RNA, 7724 nt
Organism: Cherax quadricarinatus
Lineage: Eukaryota; Metazoa; Arthropoda; Malacostraca; Decapoda; Parastacidae
Product: SET and MYND domain-containing protein 4
Cellular component (GO): nucleus; cytoplasm
Molecular function (GO): histone deacetylase binding
Source: RefSeq, a predicted model, not a curated record